This is a messenger RNA of Mangifera indica (mango), 3015 nucleotides long. RefSeq names its product pentatricopeptide repeat-containing protein At1g74600, chloroplastic. The coding region runs from base 733 to 2727 and encodes 664 amino acids. The transcript has a single exon. Gene Ontology annotation, molecular function: protein binding; RNA binding. Gene Ontology annotation, biological process: RNA modification. The record is from RefSeq and is a predicted model, not a curated record. NCBI's taxonomy places the organism in Eukaryota, Viridiplantae, Streptophyta, Magnoliopsida, Sapindales, Anacardiaceae.
GAAUUUUGGAAGAAACAAAGAAGAGAAAUUUGGAGGGAAAGGAAAGAAAUUUAGUCUAAUUUUCCUUCUUUCUCACUGCAAAUUGACCAGAAAUGAAAUCAGUAUGGAAAAAUCUUGAACUAACAGCAAAUCGAAAUUCGUCCUGCAUGAUAAAAAGUUUUGCGUUUUGUAUAGCCCCUGAAACCAUGUCAAUUUAAGUUAAUAACCCUUCUGUGGGACUGUGUCACAGUGGCAAGUCUUCGUGAGAUUUAACGCAACGUGUUCUCUGCACGCAAGAUCGAGAGAAUAGUUGGGAGUCGGUACCAAUACCAUUCAGGAGUUGAAUUAUGUUAUCAUUGUGGACCCUCAGAUUCAAUAAUCUCUGCAAGGCCGGUUCCUCCUGUUGUUGCCUUGAAGCAAAAGAUUGAAGAAUCAUUGCUGCUACUACUUUUCUGUGUCGUUGACAUAAAAAGAGGAAAAAGAAGUUUCAGUUCCACCAUUUUUGUGGAAAUUUUUAAAGGUGAGUUAACUGUCAUUUGAAAGAGGAGAAAAAUGCAAAUGAGGAGAACUGUCAAUUGAAUGGAAGGAAGUAUAUCUGCCAGAGCCACCAUUGCCACAAUUUCCUUGUCUCUUUUGGCUGAGACGAAACAAUCUUUGGUUCGGACGAAUGAAGAAUAAAAAUAUAAUUCUUUUUAAACUCUGAAAGCUGGUGAUAUCCAUUGUUAAUAAUCUGCAGAACCCAUCUCAAAGCCAAUGCUAAGCACUAAAUUACUGCGCUCUAUAACAUCCUUAACACCAAAGGGCAAAACUAUUGUUUCCCCAGCAACCUCUUGUUUGGUAUUAGAUUCAUACUGUGAGUCCGAUCCUCAAUUGUAUACAUACUGCAAAAACCGAGAAAUUGAUAACUUAAUUAAAUCUGGUCGGUUGAGCUCUGCCCAGAAACGGUUCGAUGAAAUGCCUAUUCGUGAUGUUGUUACUUACAACUUGCUUAUAUCGGGGCACGGUAAAUAUGGCCACCCGAAACAGGCUAUCUAUCUUUACAAUGAAAUGGUCUCACAUGGAAUCAAAGAAAGUGCGUCCACAUAUUCUUCUGUUAUAAGUAUUUGUAGUAACUUUGGGUUCCUCGAGGAAGGAAUGCAGUUUCAUUGUAGGGUGGUUUCACUCGGAUUUGAAUUGAAUUUAUAUAUUGGCAGUGCACUUAUCAGUCUCUAUAUGCGUAUGGAAUCGGAUGUUAAAGCUUUGAGAUUGUUUGAUGAAUUGCCUAAGAGAAACUUAGCAACAUGGAAUUUGAUGUUACGAGGGUUUUGUGAAGCGAGUCGGUCAGUUGAGUUGUUAAGAUUAUAUGGUGAAAUGAAAUUUUAUGGUGUCAAGCCAAGUGAGCUUAGUUAUUGUUAUGUGAUCCGUGGGCUUAGUAAUAAGAGGUUUCUUAGUGAAGGAAAGCAACUGCAUUGUGAUAUGAUUAAGAAUGGGUGGGUGGAUGCGCGUAUUUUUGUUGCCAAUUCUUUGGUAGAUUUUUAUUCUGCUUGUGGGAGUUUGGCCGAUGCAAGAAAAUCAUUUGAGGCUAUUUCGGUGGAUGACAUUAUUUCAUGGAAUUCAAUUGUUUCAGUUCUUGCUGAUCAUGGUUUAGUAUUUGAUGCUCUUGAAUUGUUUUCUAGGAUGCAAUUUUGGGGGCAGAGACCAUCGAUAUGUUCAUUCAUUGUGUUCUUGAAAUUAGCUAGUGGGACUGGGAAUAUUGAUUUUGGGAAACAGAUUCAUUGUUAUAUUUUGAAAAUGGGUUUUGAUCGUGGGAGCAUCCACACUCAAUCUGCUCUGAUUGAUAUGUAUGGGAAGUGCUAUGACAUUGAGAAUUCAGUGGCUGUCUUUGAGGCUGUUCCUGAGCGAACUUUGGAAUGUUGUAAUUCAUUAAUGACUUCUUUUUUACACUGUGGGAUCAUUGUGGAUGCAAUUGAGCUUUUUGGUUUGAUGGUGGUUGAAGGAAUUGGACUUGAUGAGGUUAGUUUGUCCACAACACUCAAAGCCCUAUCAUUUUCUGCUUGGGCAAACAUGAGUAGCUGUAGAUUGCUGCACUGUUUUGCAAUAAAGACGGGUUUUGAAUCUGAAACUGCUGUGUCAUGUUCUCUAAUAGAUGCAUAUUCAAGAUGCGGUCAAGUUGGACUUUCUCGCCAAAUUUUUGACAAAAAUAUCACACCCAAUGUUUUCUGUUUCACUUCAAUUAUUAAUGGAUAUGCUCGGAAUGGAAUGGGAAGAGAAUGCCUUGGCAUGCUGGAAGCAAUGAUCCACAAGGGGCUGGUUCCUGAUGGAGUGACAUUUUUGUGUGUGCUUUCCGGAUGCAAUCAUUCAGGAAUGGUAAAAGAGGGACGAAUGUUGUUUAACUCAAUGAGUUCUGUUUAUGGCAUCAAACCCGAACGGCAACAUUAUUCAUGCAUGAUAGAUCUGUUGGGCCGUGCAGGUCUUCUGGAUGAAGCUGAAGAGUUGCUGCAGCAAACAACAGGAAAGGGUGAUUGUGUGAUGUGGACUUCUUUGCUGCGUAGUUGUAGGGUUCACGGCAAUGAAACUGUCGGUAGAAGAGUAGCAAAAAACUUGAUGGAUCUUGAGCCGGAAGAUUUUGCAGUUUAUCUACAAGUAUCAAACUUUUAUUCUGAAAUUGGGGAAUUUGAAUUGUCAAUGCAAAUUAGAGAGGUUGCUCUGACAAGAAAAGUGACACAGGACAUCGGUCAUAGUUUAAUCGAAGCAAAUGAUUUCCAUUAGUGCUCCAUACAUACCAUCAAAGAAAUUAAUUGCUAACUCUGUAGGCCAAGACUUGUAUAUGGAGUGCUACCUCAAAAAUUAGCUGGCAAUAUGAACUGACAGGAAAUGGUAUCCACAUUGAUAACAAACACUGAUCGCCUCAUCUUCCAUCUCAAAAGACUGCCUGUUCAAAUAGAAGAAGUUUUAAUCAUUUAAAUGAAGGCCAGGAACAAGCUGAGCCAUGUUUGUGAAGUUUGCUUCUCCUGCACUGGUUGAAGAGUAAAGCAAAGAAAUUAAAAAAAAAAAAAA